Gastrolobium bilobum is the source of this 600-nucleotide messenger RNA. Its product is annotated as ubiquitin-ribosomal protein eL40 fusion protein. Lineage: Eukaryota; Viridiplantae; Streptophyta; Magnoliopsida; Fabales; Fabaceae. Gene Ontology annotation, cellular component: nucleus; cytoplasm; ribosome. The transcript is spliced from 5 exons. The record is from RefSeq and is a predicted model, not a curated record. The coding region runs from base 36 to 422 and encodes 128 amino acids. Gene Ontology annotation, molecular function: structural constituent of ribosome; ubiquitin protein ligase binding; protein tag activity. Gene Ontology annotation, biological process: translation; modification-dependent protein catabolic process; protein ubiquitination.
UUCUUUUGCUCCUUCUUCCUCCGUAAGAAGCAGCGAUGCAGAUUUUCGUGAAAACCCUAACUGGUAAGACCAUAACCCUCGAGGUCGAGAGCAGUGACACCAUCGACAAUGUCAAGGCCAAGAUUCAAGACAAGGAAGGCAUUCCACCCGAUCAGCAGCGUCUGAUCUUCGCUGGAAAGCAACUCGAAGAUGGCAGAACCUUAGCUGAUUACAACAUUCAAAAGGAGUCGACGCUUCAUCUCGUGCUGAGACUUCGUGGGGGUAUCAUAGAGCCUUCCUUGAUGGCUUUGGCUCGCAAAUACAAUCAGGACAAGACCAUUUGCCGCAAAUGCUACGCUCGUCUGCAUCCAAGGGCUGUAAAUUGCCGGAAAAAGAAGUGCGGCCAUAGCAAUCAGUUGAGGCCAAAGAAGAAGAUCAAGUAAAUUAUGGCUGAUAUUUUUCAUCUCUUGUUGUGGGGACUCAGGGCCAGUUCAUUUACAUCGUCACAAUUGAUCAAUAUCUCUAGUAUGGUGUUAACCAAUGUUUAAAUGGAUUUGAAUUUAUUUCUGUAGCAUUCAACUAUAAAUACUUUUAUGAAGACAUUAUGAUCUCUUUUAUGUU